Messenger RNA from Gossypium raimondii (Peruvian cotton), 760 nucleotides. Its product is annotated as nuclear transcription factor Y subunit B-4. The record is from RefSeq and is a predicted model, not a curated record. Gene Ontology annotation, biological process: regulation of transcription by RNA polymerase II. Gene Ontology annotation, cellular component: nucleus; CCAAT-binding factor complex. The transcript has a single exon. NCBI's taxonomy places the organism in Eukaryota, Viridiplantae, Streptophyta, Magnoliopsida, Malvales, Malvaceae. Bases 77 to 577 code for a protein of 166 amino acids. Gene Ontology annotation, molecular function: protein heterodimerization activity; DNA-binding transcription activator activity, RNA polymerase II-specific; RNA polymerase II cis-regulatory region sequence-specific DNA binding.
AUAUUUAUCUAUAUAAUCGUGAGUUAGUAAUCAGAAACGACGUGUCUGAACUUAAAAGGAUAUUUAAUUUUCUGAAAUGACGGAUAAAAUAGGGAUUGAUUCAUAUAGAGAAGGGCACAAGUACGACUUUGGUGGUGGUGGGGGUGGCUCAGGCGAGGAUGGGUUCAUUAAGGAACAAGAUAGGUUGCUACCGAUAGCCAACGUUGGACGAAUCAUGAAGCAGAUACUACCUCCUAAUGCAAAGGUGUCCAAAGAAGCUAAAGAAACCUUGCAAGAAUGUGUGUCGGAGUUCAUUAGCUUCGUCACGGGUGAAGCAUCGGAUAAGUGUCACAGGGAAAAGCGCAAGACUGUUAACGGGGAUGACAUUUGUUGGGCACUUGCAACGCUGGGGUUUGAUAACUAUGCUGAGCAAUUAAAGAGGUAUUUGCAAAGGUAUAGGGAACAGGAAGGAGAAAGAGCUAACCAGCAUAGCGCAGGGAACGUCCCUGAAGGAAAGGAAGAAACGUCAACUUACAGAGGCGAACUGCAUAGCUCGCUCUCUCUAGGGCGUUUUGAAAGAUGUAAAAGCAUAUGGUGAUUAUAUUUCCCGACUUGAAUUUACAUUAACUAUGUAGGAUCAUAAAGUAGCAGGGCUUGGGUUUGGGGCCUAAGCUAAAGCCUAAAUGUGGUAGAUGUUUUUUCAAAAUUUCUGCUUCUGUGAGCUUAAAAUCUGUGUGUUUGUUUUCUGAUUGACUAAUGUAAGCUUUAAGGAUUAUGAGAA